AUGUUAAAUAUACCGCCAGGUCUCGAAUAUCUAAUCACUGGCAGUACGAUUCUCGAUCCCUUCACGAGUGGGGGCGACUCUCAAAACUGGCUCCCAUACACGCAAGUCAAGCAAUACACUAACGCGUUUGUUUUUAAAGACAGCAAGGCCCGUACUCCCAGCGUAUCCUGUGUUUGCAUCAUUGAUGUUGAAACUACCUCAGGCGGCAAAGUUGACCAUGGGGAAACCUCGCUGCAAGCCGCUGCCCGCGAACUUCAGGAAGAGUGCGGUAUUACAGCUCCCCUGGUGCACACAGGAACUCUCUUCUUCGUCCUCGAAGGCGAAGAGUGGGUCCUCCAUGCCGAGGUUUAUCGCGCAGAUACAUAUCAAGGGAUUGUGACAGAAUCGGAGGAAAUGAGGCCCGAAUGGUUCUCGACUCGCACGGGAGAUGAAGGCAAAGUAGGAGAGCCGCCCGCCCUUCCAUUUGCUCAGAUGUGGGAGAGCGAUGUUGUCUUUUUCCCGCUACUCCUCUCCAAGCAAACGUUUGUUGGACGCGCGGACUUUAUACGAGACGGCGUAGAGUUUAAGCUCCAUAAAUGGUGGUAUGCUACUGUGCCUGCGACAUAG
This is a messenger RNA of Psilocybe cubensis, 606 nucleotides long. RefSeq lists its product as uncharacterized. Gene Ontology annotation, molecular function: 8-oxo-7,8-dihydroguanosine triphosphate pyrophosphatase activity. Gene Ontology annotation, biological process: DNA protection. The record is from RefSeq and is a predicted model, not a curated record. NCBI's taxonomy places the organism in Eukaryota, Fungi, Basidiomycota, Agaricomycetes, Agaricales, Agrocybaceae. Bases 1 to 606 code for a protein of 201 amino acids. The transcript has 4 exons.